AUGGAUUCAACAACGGUAAUAUUUAUAGUAACUAUAGUUGUAGCAUUCAUAUUUCUAAGAUGGUUGAUAACUCCAAUACCCCAAGAUAGCGAUUUCCCCAAUAUCUCCUCGGGUAAUACGGGCACGGUUGCUGCUGGAUCAUCGGCUAGUGGAAGAGCCACAUCAAGGGGAUCUAUGUCAGUUACGCGUCGUAAUGGAAGACAGGUAAAUGAUUCAAUGGUGGAAGUAGUUCAAACGAUUGCACCCAAUUUAACAGUUGAGCAAAUUCGGUUCGAUUUGGAGAAUACUGGUUCGGUUGAAGUUACAAUUGAUAGGUAUAUGGAGUUGGGCACAUUACCUUUCCCUCCAGGUUAUGUUCCGCCAACUCCAGCGCCAGAGCCGUCCUCUAAUGCAGAAGGCGAAGAGAAGAAGAAAAGCAAAGAAGCUGAAAAGGAAUCGAUCAACUUGUUUAAAAAAUACAAUAUUGAUGUGAAUAAUCCGAUUUUGGAUAGUGACGACAUUGUAAAGAACCGAAGGAAUGAAAUGAUUUUUAAUGCUAGAAAAAGAAUGGCUGCACUGUUACAGAAACAAAAUAAUCCAAAUUAG
Messenger RNA from Lodderomyces oxycetoniae, 585 nucleotides. RefSeq lists its product as uncharacterized. The transcript has a single exon. Bases 1 to 585 code for a protein of 194 amino acids. Gene Ontology annotation, molecular function: ubiquitin binding. NCBI's taxonomy places the organism in Eukaryota, Fungi, Ascomycota, Pichiomycetes, Serinales, Debaryomycetaceae. The record is from RefSeq and is a predicted model, not a curated record.